Molecule: messenger RNA, 5532 nt
Organism: Menidia menidia (Atlantic silverside)
Lineage: Eukaryota; Metazoa; Chordata; Actinopteri; Atheriniformes; Atherinopsidae
Source: the annotation of a GenBank genome assembly
CUCAUCAUGCAAUCGCGCUUCGCAUCCUUUGGUCUUCAUCGGAACCCGUAGGACACGUGACAUUCACAUGAUUCUACCCGGAAAAGUUGUGGAAGGGGACAAAAACAAAAACAGACUUCGAUUUCCCAGCUAUUUCCAAUUAAACGACGAUGGAAUCAACCCUCGAACAGCAUCUGGACGACACCAUGAAGAACCCAGCAGUUGUCGGUGUGCUCUGUACAGAUCAACAAGGACACAACCUGGGCUGCCGCGGGUCCUUGUCUGAUGAACACGGAGGUGUUGUGUCUGUUUUGGCCAAACAAGCUUCGGCUCUCAGCAGAGAUCCAACGGACUCCCCGACGGUGUGCCUGGAAUCAGAUUCAGGAAACAUUCUGACGGGGUCCGCUGCUACGUCUCGGUCACGUGGCUCUCCUCGGUGUGGUGUGGGCUCUGCUCUCUGCGGCUCUGCGGGCACAGCCAGCGAUGCUGAGGCUGAGGUGGGAGAUGCGAUCCAUCGAGCGCUGCGCGUAGGGCCAAAGUUAUGGCACGCUCACCCCGGGAGACCAGAGCACCGCAGCAGUCCGUCCAGAAGCCCCGCACACAAGUCCCGCAGAGAGGCACUGUCCCGGAGAGACCAGCCCAAACAAUACCAGUCAGAUCAAACUUGUUCUGAACACUGCUCAGAGCGCAAGGCGUGGAGGACGGAAAAGAAUUUACAGCAGAGUUGAACUGAGUGAGGGGCGCAAUGCAACAGGCCUGUCAAGUGGAGAUAACGACUGGUGUACAGCUACACAGGUGAAACGAAGGCCAUCAUGAAUCUGUUCAGGAAGGAUGCCAUGACCUCAAAAAAGGAAAAGGAGAAAGAGAUCCAGUAUGAAGACCCUCCAGAUGGAGGUUGGGGCUGGAUGGUUGUACUGCAUUGUUUCCUUGUGAAUGUGCUUGUGAUGGGCACGCUGAAAAGCUUUGGAAUCUUUUUUGUGGCAUUCCAAGAUGAGUUUGGAGGCUCCGCAGAGAGCAUCAGCUGGAUUGGAUCUAUCAUGUCAAGUCUGCGUCUGUCCGGAGCACCCCUUGCCUCGGUGGCCUGUGCCAAAGUGGGAGUCAGAGUGACCUCAAUCACAGGGGCAGUGCUAGUUAGUGGAGGCUUCCUCAUGAGCAUAUUUGCUAGCAGCGUAGUGUUCCUCUACAUCAGCAUGGGACUGAUAGUUGGAAUGGGCUUUGCACUUCUAUACCAGUCAUUCUCUGUGGUAACAGCACUGUAUUUCAGAAAAAGGCUGGCAACAGCAUAUGCGAUUGGGCGCUCAGGGAUGGGAUUGACCUUUGCCCUUGCUCCAUUCACCCAGCUCCUUCUUGAUAGAUACGCUUGGCAAGGGGCAAUGCUGAUUCUCGGUGGCCUCAUGCUGAACCUCAUAGCCACUGGGAUGCUUCUGCGGCCCAUCAAAGUGAGGCCUGUGUCAAACCCUACCUCUUCACCCAUCCAAAAAAGCCCUGCCAUUUCCAUCAAGAGCUCUGCAGAGAAGGAACACUCCAAGAGCUGCAUGAGCGGUUCCUCCAACCUAUCCAAUGGUGUCUCCAAAUCAGAUUCUAUCCAGCCCUCCCCAACACCUCAAAGGGACACAGAGAACCAGGGUGGGAAAUGUACUCAGGGACCCGAAGACCAGUCAAUGAAUCCUGAACUAACCAGACUGGUCCUCAAUGGUGUUAAUGGUCAUGAGCCCCACCAUGACUCGGACCAAUGCAAGCCCACAUCUUUAGACAGUCCAGCAGAGCUUAAUAGCAGUAUGAAUGGUUCCACCAUUGUUGGCGUUUCCUCACACGCUAGUGUGCCAAGUGAGGUGACUGUCACAGAAAACAAAAUUCUGGAUUUCUCAUUGCUGAAGGACCCAUUCUUUUGCAUCUACACUUGGUCCUUGGUCUUCAGUCAGCUUGCCUACUUCAUCCCCUAUUUCCACCUGUCUGCCAGAGCCAGAACUUUGGACAUCGAUGCAAUGGAUGCCUCCUUUAUAAUCUCUGUUGCAGGUAUCACAGAGACCAUCGCCCAGUUGGCCUCGGGCUGGGUGACAGACAGGAACCUGCUCCAUAAAUAUCACUACCACAAAGCCUACCUGAUCCUCUGUGGUUUGGUCAACCUGCUCUCCCCUCUGGCAACCUCCUACAUCCUGCUGAUGGUCUAUGCAGUCUUCUUUGCCAUUUUCUGUGGCGGAUAUAUGGCUUUGCUGCUUCCCGUUCUAGUUGAUCUUGUUGGCUCAGACAAGCUCAAUAACUCCAUGGGCUUUUCCAUGUUCUUUGUGGGCUUGGGCUGUCUAACUGGGCCCCCUUUGGCAGGGUUCCUGUACGACUACACUCAGACUUAUGAUUGUUCUUUCUACCUGGCCGGACUGUGCUAUCUCCUCUCCUCCCUCUCCCUGUUCUUGGAGCCUCUAGCUCAGCGCUGGAAGGCCAGGAAAAAGCUGUCCCAGACCAAGAUAGCAGAAAUCAGCUGUAAGACUAAUGGAUGCUUUACCCCUGACCACCUGCAGAACGGCGCUGUGUAGGAACGAAAUCCAGGGAUGGAUCCUAAACCAACAUGCUCAUGGCCACAGACCUGCAUACCUUUGUUCAUGGAGCCCAGUUUCAAGUCAGGACCUUGAUCAGUCUUUUAAACUGGAGCGUGAUACCAGCGUCACAACAACAACACAAAAUCAUAUAAUAGUCUGAACAUUUAAUCGUGCAGAAUUUGCUAAAAAUUCAUAUGCUCUCCAAAACCCCCCCCCCCCCUCCAUCCCCUAUAUCUUCUUCACACCUGAAGCCAAUCCGUACGUACAUAAUUUAUUGAACUAAAAACAAAAUGGUUCCCAGUGCUUCAACAAAACUGCUUGGACUAUCAGUGCACAACAUACUGCGAGAGCCUGAGCUCUGCGCUUGAUCUCUUAAAAAUCCUGUCUUAAACCAGUUUUUCUAUUUGGACCUAAACAGAGGUCCAUAUCCAUGAAAAGGAAUGCCACAUCCCUUUGUCCAGGGAAGCCUUUACCAGUAUCUGUAAACCUGUGCCCACCGAUACCCACUUUUGGCCAAGUUAUGAUUCUGCUGCAUGAUGUUAUUGAUCUGAUCUGUAACUGCCAGGUACUCAACAUACUGAGCAACCAUUUUAAUGCUGCCUGCUCCUAUGACACAACGUGUAAUCCUGCAUAUGAAGCCAAAAAAACACAGUAGCUUACAUAGUUUAAUGGGAAAUGUAUCUUUUCGAUUUAUUGUAGGCAUGUGUGAGCAUUUAACUGUCGACGGUACACACUGACCCGCUGGUUUUUCUGUGUAUUCACACUAAUAAUCUGGAUACUUUUGUUUAAGAAACUGUGAUAACAAACUUUGGAUACAGAAUCACCAAUCAGUGCUAUCAGUGUUUGGUUCCCAUUUUUAGGAAUCCUUACAUUGUUUCAAACUUUUUCCUCAAGAAUGUGGGCUGAUUUAUUUCCGUCGUAGCAUUUUCUGUGAACCCCUUUAUUUUCCUUUUAGUCCAAAAAAAUACACUAUUCUUCCUCGUUGAAGUUUGCCCAGUUUUGCCAGCGUUUGUAGAAUCACACUUUUAAAUUUAGAGCUUGUCUUAGAGCCCAAACGUUUGAAUGUGUGGCUCACAUGGGGGAUUUAAGCACAGUCACUGGCAGUUCAGCGAACACCUACGCUGAACUUGCACCGACUUAAAGUCACUUACUCGGACUUUCUGCUUUCUCAUGAGGUAGCCCCACGCAGUGUGCACAUGUCAGCUAAUGCCUCAGCUGUGGGCUUUCCAGCAUUCGUCUCUUAUUUUUAAACCGACAUCUAGACCGCUGUCUGCAUAUAUAUCACUGCAGGAGCACCUGACACUUUACCGGAUUCUUGUCCUCAAAAGGAUACCGAACUACUCUGAUGUGAACCACAUCUGUUACUGCUUAUGUAACAACACUUCAACAUUAACACAUCAGUAAAAAAAAAAGAAAAAAAAUCUAAAAAAAAAAACAUGCUUCAUUGUUCACAGUUCAGAUGUAUUUUUACUAUAUAAUGCUACAAAUGCUCAUUUAAAUACUCGGAAACAGCUGUAAUUAACUCUGUGAUUAAUCCUGUGCACAAAGUGAGAACAUUGUGGAAAUGUUUGCACUUUAAUAAGUUUUUCCUUAUUUUUUUUUGUUACCUUUCUUUUUUUUUACCUCAGUAAGAAACAAAACACAUUUGGUAUUUAUGUCCAAUCGUAUGUUUAACAUCUUAAAGAAAUCUUUAACCCCAGCACACCAGCUUAUGAGAAAAUGGUCAUGCCUUGCUCAUAACUCUUUGGCUUUUCUAUGCAAGUGCACACAAACACUUAUUUUCUUUUUAUCAACGUUCACUCGUUUGAACUUUUGAAACUACACAAACUCCCAAGAGAGGACGCCUGUUUCAAUGUUUUCUACAUAUUUUGAUCACAGCUGGACUGGGGAGCAGUGGGGGGAGAUGAAUCGUAGGGUUUUUCUGCGCUGUUACGUGUGACUAUUUAGUCAGCACCGUAUGUCUGUAAAUUUCUGACCAGCCGUGUUGCUGGUGUAUUGUUGACCAUAUACCCCAACGGGACUGUUUCAAACUGUUGCUCAGACUUUACAGUGCCUGCAAGCAGCCUGCUCCUGGCAAGGCAAACUUGCAGUGUUAUAAUGUUUAUACUUGGGAGUCUGUUGGUUGUCGAGUCUUUUUUAUAUUGCAGCAAUUUUUUGUGUUUUCAAUAAGUUCCUUAUUUUUCACCACUGUUUGCCUUAUGAGGUGAUGUAUCUUUUACUAACUUUCCUGAAUUGUCAGCCAAAGAUCACAUUAGAAACCUAUCUUCAACUUGAAACCUUUUACCGUUGGAGUAGCAUGGACAGUGAAUAGAACCGAAUCCACUCUGAACACUCGUUUUCCAGCAUUUUCCUGGUCUUCCUUAAGGACUGGCCAAAAUUUAGUGAUGUGUUUUGUUGUGCUGCCCUCUUCUGGCAGAAGAAACCUCCUGCUCAGAGAAUGUUGUCUCAAUUAGCACCAAAUUAUUCCCGCUCAACUCGCUUUCACAAUAAUGCCCAAGGCUCUUUGUACUGUUUCUAUAACGACAGUCAUGCACAAAGGCUCUUUUGGCUCACGAGUUGCAUUCACCACCCGUAUGCUUUUGUGAUUUAGAGCCACUGAAGCUUUUGUACCAUUAAACUCUUUUAUUCUAAGAAUUUGAUGCUUUAAAGGUAGAUUUGGUUAGAAAAUCAUUUUACUUGUUAGUGGUUUUGGGUGUGCUUAGUAAUACUAAGCAGAAGGACUAAUAUUAAUGGGAAUUUUGGCGGUGAUGAAGAACUGGUGGAUUUCUGGUGGUAUUUGAUCUUUUUGUUUCUGCUUUUUUUUGUUUUUUUGGCAGCAGUUGCAUAAUUGGGGGAAAAAAAUGUUUGGUCCAUGCUCUUGUUCUUGGAUUUGUUAAUGGAUCGACUUUAGAAAAUAUUCUUAACUGAUCAUAGAUAUUCUGUUUCAGGACAGUUGAAAUCUCUCUUAUUUUUCUUUUUCUUUGUUUUGCUUUGUAAUAGUGCGCAUGUCAGCUGUAAUAAACUGACGUGUGACUCUGUC